This is a messenger RNA of Cottoperca gobio, 3341 nucleotides long. It is a transcript of the gene hid1a, whose product is annotated as HID1 domain containing a. NCBI's taxonomy places the organism in Eukaryota, Metazoa, Chordata, Actinopteri, Perciformes, Bovichtidae. The record is from RefSeq and is a predicted model, not a curated record. Gene Ontology annotation, cellular component: Golgi medial cisterna; membrane; Golgi trans cisterna.
UAGGAGUAUGGAACAAUUUCCAGCCUGAGGACAUUAGAAACAUGAAAUUGUUGUAGGCUAUAGGCUGUAUCAGUUAACAAAUGCACUGAUGGAGAUAAAUCAUCCAAUCUGACUCAAUUGUUGACAUCUUCACAACCCGGAAGUUACACCCUGCAGAAGGUUCAGCCAGCCAAUAGAGUAAAACAAAAAAACGCCUCCGCCAAUGACUCAAGCGAAGGACGGAGGUGAGAUUAAUAGGGAUCCUCAGCAGCAGCGGUCCUGUUAUUAUAAAGGGAAAUAAUCGCAAUGGGCAGCACCGACUCAAAACUGAACUUCAGGAAAGCAGUGAUCCAGUUGACAACCAAAACACAGCCAGUGGAAGCCACAGAUGAUGCCUUUUGGGACCAGUUCUGGGCAGACACCACCACCACGGUCCAGGAUGUUUUUGCACUGGUGCCAGCUGCAGAGAUAAGAGCUGUUCGAGAGGAGUCCCCCUCCAAUUUAGCAACCCUCUGCUAUAAGGCUGUGGAGAAGCUGGUGCAGGGUGCAGAGUCUGGUUGCCCCACAGAGAGGGAGAAGCAGGUGAUCCUGAACUGCACUCGCAUCCUGAGCCGCAUCCUUCCCUACAUCUUUGAGGAUCAGGACUGGAGAGGAUUCUUCUGGUCAACAGUGCCCGGUGCUGGGCGGGCUGGGACAGAUGAGCUGGAGGAUGACGAUGGAGCUCGACCUCUGGCCGAGUCGCUGCUCCUGGCGAUCGCUGACCUCCUCUUCUGCCCUGACUUCACGGUUCACAGCCAUAGGAGAGGCCCCGACUCAGUAGAGAACAUGCAGUCUAUAGACAGCUGUGAAUACAUCUGGGAGGCAGGGGUGGGCUUUGCACAAUCCCCCCCUCUCAACUACAUCCAUGAUCUGAAUAGGACAGAGUUGCUGAGAUUGUUACUGACCUGCUUCUCUGAGUCCAUGUACCUGCCUUCUUCUACGGACAACAAUGUCCUCAACCCUUGGGUGACAUUCUUCUGCUCCACAGAAAACAGACAUGCUCUGCCUCUGUUCACCUCUCUGCUGAAUGUGGUGUGUGCCUAUGAUCCGGUGGGCUAUGGCAUCCCAUACAACCACCUGCUGUUCUCCGACUACCGGGAGCAGCUGGUGGAGCAGGCUGUACAGAUCCUCAUUGUGACGCUGGAGCAUGACGGAGGGGUUGCCCACCGGCCGCCCUCCCCUUCCAGCAUGGAGGAACAAGAGACUGCAGGCCCUGAAAAUCUGUUUGUGAAUUAUUUGUCCAGGAUCCACAGAGAGGAGGACUUUGACUUUGUACUGAAGGGCCUAGCUCGUCUGCUGACCAACCCUCUGACUCAGACUUACCUGCCUAACUCUACCAAGAAGAUCCAGUUCCAUCAAGAGCUGUUGGUGCUUUUCUGGAAGCUUUGUGACUUCAACAAGAAGUUCCUGUUUUUUGUCCUGAAGAGUAGUGAUGUGCUGGAUAUUCUGGUUCCUAUACUCUUCUACCUGAAUGAUGCCAGGGCUGACCAGUCCCGUGUUGGACUCAUGCACAUUGGUGUGUUCAUUUUGCUGUUGCUGAGUGGGGAGAGAAACUUUGGAGUGCGCUUGAAUAAGCCCUACUCCGUCCAUGUGCCUAUGGACAUCCCAGUGUUCACGGGGACUCAUGCUGACCUGCUUAUAGUGGUUUUUCACAAGAUUAUCACCACAGGCCACCAGCGUCUCCAACCUCUGUUUGACUGCCUACUCACCAUUGUUGUAAAUGUGUCUCCCUAUUUGAAGAGCCUGUCCAUGGUGGCAGCCAAUAAACUGCUCCACCUGCUGGAGGCCUUCUCCACUAGCUGGUUCUUGUUCUCUGUAGCCCAGAACCAUCACCUUGUGUUCUUCCUUCUCGAGGCUUUCAACAAUAUUAUCCAGUACCAGUUUGACGGAAACUGCAACCUGGUGUACGCCAUAAUCCGCAAACGCAACGUGUUCCACCAGUUGGCCAACCUGCCCACUGAUCCUGCUUCCAUCCAGAAGGGCUUGCAGAGGAGGAAGAAGUCUCCGGAUGUCAUUUCCCGCACUAGCUCUCAGGAGACUGUAUCCAUGGAGGGCUCUCACCCUGCUGUGGCAGCAGAGCCUGGUACACUGAAGACCAGUCUGGUCGCUAUACCAGCCAUUGAUAAACUGACUGAGAAGUCCCAGGUGUCGGAGGAUGGCACCAUGGUGUCAGUUCCAAAGCCAGGAUCCGCACAACCACCCCCCUCAGACCAAAGUGCAGUCGUCGGGACCAGUGACACCGAGUCCAACUCCGGCCGAGACAAUGAAGAUGUUUUCUACACUGAAGCAGAAAUGGAGAGGAGACGUUUGUCAAGUGCGUCUUCGACAUCGUUUUGGGCUGCCACGCCAGAAUGGGUGCUCUCCUGGAAAUGUAAACUACCCCUGCAGACUAUCAUGCGACUUCUACAAGUACUAGUUCCCCAGGUGGAGAAGAUCUGCAUCGACAAGGGUCUGACAGAUGAAUCAGAGAUCCUGAAGUUUCUCCAGCAUGGCACAUUAGUGGGCCUGCUGCCAGUUCCUCACCCCAUCCUCAUCAGAAAGUAUCAAGCCAACGCAGGCACUGCUAUGUGGUUUCGCACCUACAUGUGGGGUGUUGUCUACUUGCGCAAUGUGGACCCUCCUAUCUGGUAUGACACUGAUGUCCGCCUUUUUGAGAUUCAGAGGAUGUAGUUCAGAAGACUAAAAAUGGGACUGUUCCAACUCCAGGGUUCCUCCUCCCUUCGUUAUCUGAUGGUUUCCUGGUAAACCUCAGUGUUUAACUUGCCUCCCUAAUUCUCAUCACAAUGCAUUCACCACAAGCGUUUGGUAGGAGAGUCAUUCAGACAAGGUAGAGAUACCUUUUUAGAUUAAGAUAUUGAUAAUUGAUAUCAAUAUUCUCCAUGAACAACCGUGUUUGUACAUUUCUUAAGACCUCAAGACCAUAGAAUGUCUAGAGAAUUUCCUGAAGGCCAUGGCUCUUUUCUUGGCAGCAUAGAAGUGAAAGAGGAAAUAAUGUUAAACUUUGCAGUCAGACCUUGUUAUAUAAAGAUAUGCUUUCCAACAAAGGCUUGUAACAUAUCCUGGACGGCAAUAUUGGUGUUUCACGUUAUUUGUUGUAAUUGCCAUGCUUUAAAGUGCACUCCUUACAAGUUGUCUUAAUAUGUUGUAGUUUAUGUGAAAAAUGUAACUACAGGAUUUCAGAGACAAUUAUACAGAUUGUAUGUUUUUAUGUAUAUGACCAGGUUCAUGUUUGGAUCUGGUUGGCUAUGCUUACUAUGCUUGAUGUUGAAAAUUGUAUUUUACGUAAAUUAUCCUGAAAAUAUAUAUUGAUAUGCAUCUGUGAA